AUGGAAAGCAAUGGCCCCACUAGGAGCACAUCUCCAGAAAGCAAAGGCCCCACUAAGAGCACACCUCCGGAAAGCAGUGACCCCACUAGGAUCACACCUCUGACCUGCAGUAUCCCUACGAGGAGCAAGCCUCCAGAAAGCAGUGACCCCAUGGGAGCACACCUCCUGAAAGCAGCGUCCAGUUUAGGAGCACACCUCCAGAAAGCUGUGUCCCCUUUAGGAGCACACCUCCUUAAAGCAGUUUCCCCAGUAGGAGCAUACCUCUGGAAAUCAGUGACCCCACUUGGAGCACACCUCUAUAAUGCAGUGGCCCCACUAGGAGCACACCUCCAGAAAAGAGUGUCACCACCAGGGGAACCCCUCCAGGAAGCACUGCCCCCACUAGGCGCACACCUCUGGAUAGCAAUGGGCCCACUAAGAGCACACCUCCAGAAAGCAGUGUCCCCUUUAAGAGCACACUUCCAGAAAGCAGUUUCCCCAGUAGGAGCAUACUUCUGGAAAUCAGUGGCUCACUAG
Schistocerca cancellata (South American locust) is the source of this 516-nucleotide messenger RNA. RefSeq lists its product as uncharacterized. The record is from RefSeq and is a predicted model, not a curated record. The transcript has a single exon. Lineage: Eukaryota; Metazoa; Arthropoda; Insecta; Orthoptera; Acrididae. Bases 1 to 516 code for a protein of 171 amino acids.